This is a messenger RNA of Dracunculus medinensis (Guinea worm), 384 nucleotides long. NCBI's taxonomy places the organism in Eukaryota, Metazoa, Nematoda, Chromadorea, Rhabditida, Dracunculidae. The record is from the annotation of a GenBank genome assembly.
AUGAAUGUAGGCCAUUUGGCAGUUUCAUUAGUGCAACGACAGCUAAGAGAAGACUGGGAUAAUCGGGAAUACGCUCAAGUUAUUUCUGAUAAUAUCAAACAUAUCGCUGAUUUUUUGGGAAAUUUCGAAUUAUCGUGUCGAAGUAAAAUCGCCGCUUUGAACGAUAAGAUUACAGUUUUAGAGAGAAAAAUUGAAUUUCUUGAAGCGCAGGUCGAUAGUUUUCACAUUUUUCCUUUUUGCUCUUUGAAAAGCCUUUUAAUUCUUGGAUAUUCCUGCAUUUCUUUUAGGGAUUUCAUGUGCAAUCUUUUUAUGGAAUUAAAAACUACUAUUUUAUUAUUUUUUUAUUUAUUUUAUAUCAUUGUUAAUGAAGCUUUCAUUUUUUAA